Messenger RNA from Apus apus (common swift), 1971 nucleotides. RefSeq names its product ectonucleoside triphosphate diphosphohydrolase 4-like. The record is from RefSeq and is a predicted model, not a curated record. NCBI's taxonomy places the organism in Eukaryota, Metazoa, Chordata, Aves, Apodiformes, Apodidae. The transcript is spliced from 3 exons. Gene Ontology annotation, molecular function: hydrolase activity. Bases 618 to 1127 code for a protein of 169 amino acids.
UCUAUUUAGGAACCCUUAGUUGUUUUUAGGAACCCUUGCUUGUUGGGGGGGUUCUAUUUAGGAACCCUUGUGACUGGCGGGGGGGUCUCUUUUUAGGAACCCUUGUGACUGGGGUGGGUCUUUCUAGGAACCCUUUUUUUAAGGCACUGCAGAGGGAGUGGGACUCCUGGUGCUUGAGUUCCAACAGAGCUCUUGGUCCUGGGGAAAUCCCCUUCCCCCCCUCAUCUUUAGGAAGGCCUUAAUUGUUACAAAAAGGAUCCCUUUUUCUUCAUCCAUCUUGUACCAGUUUCCCAGGUAUAAACUACAGGAUCAAUCUCUUGGGGACACCUGAAGGUAAAGAUACAGUAUAAACUAGAGGAAUAGGGCCUAAAAAGGUGAUCUGGUGGCUUUGUGAUCUGUUUUUCAUCUCCAAGAACAUGGCCAAAGAGUUUAAGUGCUACUGAAUAUUAAUUGAACCUCAAAUAUGAAGUAUGGAUGGAAACGUGGCAGAAAACAGAAUGAAAUGAGUGAUGUGACUUGCUAAGACUGCAAGGGAAGUGUCUUUUUGGAGUUUCUACUUUCCUGUCAUUGCAGAGCAUCUGAUGUAGGGGCCUUUUUUUCUUCUGAAGGCAGAAGCCAUGUUGAAAUCUCCUCUUUUUUGUCUUCCUUGGCAGGAUUAUUGUGCCACCAAGUGGUCUGUCCUACGGGAACGUUUUGACCGUGGGCUUUAUGCCUCACAUGCUGAUCUCCACAGGCUGAAGUACCAGUGUUUCAAGUCUGCCUGGAUGUAUGAAGUAUUUCACAGUGGCUUCUCUUUUCCUGUGAGUUACAGCAAUUUGAAAACAGCUCUGCAGGUUUAUGACAAGGAGGUGCAGUGGACCCUGGGAGCCAUUCUCUACCGGACCCGGUUUUUACCUUUAAGAGACAUCCAACAAGAAAACUUCCGGGCAAGUCACUCCCAUUGGAGGAGCUUCUCCUUUGUUUACAACCACUACUUGUUCUCAGUGUGUUUCCUGGUUGUGCUGCUCUCCAUCCUGCUCUACCUGCUGAGGCUCAGGAGGAUCCACAGGCGGAUGCUCCGCAACGGCUCCUCUGCUUCCCUCUGGAUUGAGGAAGGUCUCCCCCCACAGAAGAUCCCAGGACCCUGAUGAGAUGCUGUGCUGGGGAGCUUUUAGUGGACAUGCAACUCAAAAAAAAAAGCCAUUUUUGCCUCAGGGUUCCUCCUUUUUGUCCCUUGAAAGCAUUGGAGAAGAUGGCUUGGAGGGUGUCCUGCAGCUGGCUUUGGAGUCGAAGGAAAAUGGGGUCAACUUGGCUUAGUCUCAUUAGACAAAAUCUGCCAAAAAUGACUUUUCUUUAAAAUCUUGCACUUUUGUGUGUCAUGGGGUGAGCAAAGACUCAUCAGUAAGUGAGCAGCAGCAGCUUAAGCUGGGUAUGGUAAGAGAAUGAGUGUGAGUUCUCAUCCUUUGGGUGAGAUUGUGGACUUCUGUCAGCUAGGAUGAAUGAGGACUGGUUUUUAUUUCCUUUUCCAGGUUCCAGGAUGGGUAUCACUUGAAUUCUUAAAUUCUGAGUCUCUUCAAAGAAAAGGAAGUGCAGGGUUUUCAAAAGCAGUAAGGAAACAACCUCUUAGGAGCUUCAUCCGAGUUAAUAAUCUGGGAUAAAUUCUGUGCUGGAGAAGGAAAAUCUAUUGCACCCAAUGCUGUGCUUCCAUAGAACUGCUUGAAUCAGUUUAUUUGUGAAUUUCCCCUUUUUGUCUUGGAAUCUCUAGCCUCCUGGUGGCAAAAGUUGCUACUUUUUAAUCCUUUGUUUCUGGUUUAUGAUCAUUCAGAUCUCUCUGGAGCUCCAGAGAACUGGAAUAGACCUUUGUUCCUGCUAGAGUAGCCAUGCACAGUGUCUCUGUUUUUGAGUCCUCUGAUUUAAUUUAUAUUUUAUUUAAAACGGUUGAUUUUACUUGAAAGUCAAUUUGUCCAUGAUUAAAAGUGGGAUUUAUAUGAA